Molecule: messenger RNA, 990 nt
Organism: Priapulus caudatus
Lineage: Eukaryota; Metazoa; Priapulida; Priapulimorpha; Priapulimorphida; Priapulidae
Exons: 1
Coding region: 1-990 (329 amino acids)
Biological process (GO): G protein-coupled receptor signaling pathway, coupled to cyclic nucleotide second messenger; chemical synaptic transmission
Cellular component (GO): dendrite; membrane
Molecular function (GO): G protein-coupled serotonin receptor activity; neurotransmitter receptor activity
Source: RefSeq, a predicted model, not a curated record
AUGACGUCAUCGGCGACACCGAUCGCGAUGCGCAACAAUUCGUAUUCGAUGGGCGACGCGACGCCAGUGGGCGCCACGGUCGUCGUCGGCGUGUUCGUGCUGCUGGUGGCGCUCUCUGGCGUCGUCGCUAACACGUGCGUUCUUAUCUCGUUCAUCGCCGACAAGAAGCUGCGCAAGGUGCAUCACGUGUACACCGCCAACCAAUCAGCGGCCGAGCUGGCGCUGUCGCUGCUCGUCACGCCUCUAGCCUUCCUGCUGCCGACGUGCACGGGCGGAUGGAUACAACCGGAAGCGUUGUGCACCGGCUGGCUGUGCGUCGCCGCGACGGUGCUGCUAGCUUCGCACCUGGCGUUCGUGCUCGUGUCACGUGACCGCUGUCUUACGGCGUUCUAUCACACGGACGCGCAGCGCGACAAGGAGGCGCUGCGUAAAGUGCUGCGCUACGUCGGCGCCACCUGGUUGCUGUCGGCCGCACUAAUCACGUCGUUCGUCGUCGCGUGGCACCAUCUGGCAGUCGUCGAGCUGCCGCGCGUCACCUGUCGGCCAGAGUUUCUCGGCGACGCUGCGUUCAUGUACGUCGUGACGCUGACGGAGGCCGGCGUCGUCGGCGCAGCCGUGACGCACUACACGCGACGCACGUUCCAGAACGUCGUCGCGCGCCAGAAGACGUUCGCCGACUCGAACAUCAGUGACGACGCAGAUCGCUGGCUGACACGUGACAAGACGAUGACGAAGGCGCUCGUCGUCGGCGCGUCGUGCCUCGGCGCGCUGUGGCUCCCCCUACUGGUCAUGAUGCUCAUCAGCCCGCUGUGCGGCGACUGCGUGCCGCCGCUCGCCUACCUGCUCGCGCUGUCGCUAUACAACGUCCGCUCGACGGUGGCGCCACUGUGCUUCGCGCGCGAGGACGAGCGACUGAAGCUGAACGUGAAGAAAUUGCUCUGCUUCUGGCGACGCAGCGAGGUCGCACCUCUCCUCCAGGUGGCGCCAUGA